Molecule: messenger RNA, 4131 nt
Organism: Monomorium pharaonis (pharaoh ant)
Lineage: Eukaryota; Metazoa; Arthropoda; Insecta; Hymenoptera; Formicidae
Product: histone deacetylase complex subunit SAP130-A
Exons: 10
Coding region: 1299-3890 (863 amino acids)
Biological process (GO): negative regulation of transcription by RNA polymerase II
Cellular component (GO): Sin3-type complex
Source: RefSeq, a predicted model, not a curated record
CGUGACGUGGCAUUAUGGAUUUGUUUGACAUCUCGAUCGAAACGGAUGGAAAUAUAAUUUUUAACGGAUAUCCGUGCACGAAGAUCACACACGUAAUGUUAGAAACGACAUAACAGGUUACAUGAUAUUUUACCAAUUAAGCGAAUCGAUAACAAAAAAAAAUAUUGCAGCUCUGAAAAAAUUUCUAUCCCAAUUCUCGCAAGGAUUCAGUCAGGUUGAAAAUGUCGAAAGUAAAGGAGUGCUGGGCUUCGACAGGACAACAAAUUAACAUGCACACGAUUGGUCUCCGUCGGAUCCAGCGGCCGGUUGGAUCGAGAAGAAAAUUCCUAUACGGACGCCGCGCAAUAAACAUGGAACAUUUGUUUCGCGGCGUCCCCCGGGCCCCGCGAGAACCGCCUACCCCCCUCCCCCCGCAUUGGCUCCUGGCGCUCCUGCUCCAACUCCGCUCGCGGCUCGGUGCUCAACUGCUCAGCCUCAGUGCACUAUCCGCCGUAAACGCGGUAAACGUAGCGCGGUAGCCAGCGGUAGCGAUGCGAGCAGAUGCGAGAAGCGUUGUUGCACGGACUCUGGUAUGUGUUGCCUGUCGUCGACGCGAGUGUCUGUGAAGCCCUGCGAGUGUACAAGAAGUGUUGUGCGCGGGUUGUCGUCUAUCACGAGUGAUUCGCCGUUGUUCCCUCGGCCGGAGACUCCUUCUACGCAGGUACGCGCGUUUUCACGGCGACGCUACGCGGGCAGUUGACUGCUGUGUGGACCGAGUUCGAAACAAGAGUCGCGGGGAGUGAGAGCGAAAGGAAAAAAAAGAAAGGGAAAAAAAGAGGGAGAAAGAAAGAGACGGAGAGAGGUGGUCCGGCGUUUUGGCAUUUGGCUCGUCCCCUCGUCCCCCGGAAGUGCGCGAGACUGUCGACGAUGCGGCGGCCGCUCACCUUCCCCGGCCGCCGAACCAUCAUCUCCCGCGCACGCAUCGACGACGGGGCGGCGUAACCUCCAAAGUUGUGUUUGAGGCUUCCUGGUGGCGGCCUCCUCGUGAUGCUCCCUCCUGACAUAAAACCUGACCACCCGGACGACCAACGUUACGCAGAUGGCUCGUCCUACUUCGAGCGUGACGUGUCUCGAGCCGCUCGCUGGUCAACUCCCGCGUAAACCCAGCUCGCUCGUCGCCAACGGCAGUCCGGGUGGAUAAUAAUCCCUCCUUCCUCCCUCCUCCGGCUUAGCUGGUGCGCGUCUCUUCUCUCCGAAAUCCGUUCUCGCGCGCGUGGUAAUUAAUUCGUUGCCUGCUUGUUUGUUUCGACAGCGCAACCAUGAACACUACGAUGAGCACCGUCGCGAGUGCUGGUGCUGGUGGUGGUGGUGGUGGCGGCGGCGGCGGCGGCGGAGGCGGCGGCGACAAGCGUCUGCCGGAGACGCAGACCGUACAGACCGUGGCGCAAAACUUAACGACAAUGCAACAGAACGUGCAGAGUGUGCAGAGCGUGGUACAAAGUAAUAUACAGAGCAUUCAGCCGACCCAGACUAUCGUAGGGACGCCCGGUGGUCUGGUGGGCAAAUCGGUGUCACUGGACAUAAACCCGAAGCUCUCCUUGAUGAAGCCUGUGGUACCUUCCGGCACCACCUCAUCCACGGAAACCAGUAAAAUAACAACAACGUUAUGUUCUAUAGGAUCUACAGUAAAAAUAAUAUCACCAGGCAUAUUAAGUACCGUGGAGAGGCAACUCCCUGCGCAGACAACGCAGUUGUCGUCGAACACGAUCGUACAUCCAGUCAGCAUGCCAGCCACGUAUCACGUACCGCGAGGACCUGCCGCGGUUGCCAAUAUCUCUGCGCCCAGAUCGACAGUUGCCACUCCUAUUGUCAGGACGAGUACAGGACAGAUUGUCCCUGCUACUAGACCAGGCAAUACACCAAUCUCCAAUCCCCAAUGGCAACCUAAGACAACUUCCGUCGCGUUAUACGCGCAACCACAAAGACAUCCUACACCUCUUGUCGGCAGCAGAGUCGUCAGGCCAUCGCCUACCACUGUGUACACGGGACAGCAGUCGCGACUAAUCUCGCCGGGGAUGAUCGCCAAUCAAGGAAGAUCUGUUCAAGCUACCAUGGUCACUGGUAGUCCGUCCAGGUUAAUAGCGCCCGUCUUGCAAACUACUAAUCUUACCAGACAUCCAGUCGCACAAAACAGACCGCCGACGCCGCAAGUAGUAACUGUGUCACAGACUUCGCAACCCACCAGAUCGUCGGCACAAACUAUCCAACCUACCCAGUCUAGCAGACCUUUAACUACAACGGGUACGACGAAACGUAUAGCUGUAUCAACACCUAUCGUGGAGACAGCGAACAGAAUAAACACAGCUUCGACAGUCACUAUUGGUUCAGUCGAACCAACAGUAGGUCGACAAAUGUCAAUUAGUGGUAGCACAGUUGCUGGACCAUCAACCGUUAGCCAUAUCGUUAUACCUUCGCAACAGGUUCAACCACAACAAGGUGCGCCACGCGUCGUUCAAACCGUCACGUCCCUGUCAAGUCUCAGUACUGUGCCGCAAGUAAUUACAACGACCACGAAUACACAAUCGAAUGCGAUGCGAAUACUACAAACAGUUCCGACCACUGUUGCGAAAAUCGCGGGAAUGUCCUUACAUCCUUUACCUAUUGCUCUACCAGUAAAGACUGCAUCGGCGCCGAUUAAAACUGUUCCCGCACAAACCCAAAAUAUUGGACAAACAACCGUCCAAGUCAAACCGGCGCCACAAGCCAACUUACGUAUGUCGUCCACUAAUAGCAGUACAGUUACGAGUUCUGCUCAGCCGGUCCAAGGACAAUACAUACAUCCACCGCACACCACUACUACGUAUCUUUCAUUUGAAACUACAGGAACAUACUCACAAUUUCGACAGGCUUCCGUGCAGCCGGUAAGAUUAGUUGUUGAACCAGGAUAUGAGGAACCUCACGGUAAACCUAAUGCAUCUCCCAGACCGAGCAUUUUGAGAAAGAGAGAUCAUGACAAUUCACCAGUUAAAGGUGUGGCUAAAAAUUUAGUUCCUGUACUAGCAUCUUUGCCAUCAAGUAGAUCAAUGUCCAGUCCACCAUGCUCGCCAAAAGGUGAUCAGGAUGGUGGCUGCCAGAGUUCUGGGUCCACAACGGUAUCCGCUACAUCUUCGCCAGGUCUUGAUGAGGAACUUGACCAAUCCAGAAUUACUAUCAAUCCCACUAUAGAAAUGUCACCAAGAAAAAAACCUCGCAAGCAACAGCUUACAGGUGUAGAAUUAACUGAACCUAGAUGUACAGAGGAAGAGAUGCAAUUUAUUACAGAGGAAAAAUUGAAAAAAGAGAUCAAAGAGGAAUCAAAAGAGAAGUUGUCUGACAAAAGGCAACCCUCCAAUGUACAAAGUGAUAUUAGGUCAUCUACUCAACAAACAGAAAUUACAAUACGAACACGGCCUGUACCAAGUUUAUUAGGCUCUUCUUGGAAAUGCAAAUGGUCAGUUAGAUUACAUCAUUACAGAAGACCUAGCGAUGUCCGACCUCGAGAAGAAAGACGACCAACGGUCGCUGAACUAGCGCAACAGAAGCAUGUAUUACAGAAAUUGAAUGGAUGGAAAAUCUAUCAUCUCACUACACAAAUGGAAGAUAUCGCAACCCUUGAAAAACAGGUCCAUGAAAAAUUAAAGACGACACUCAUGUUGCUGGAAUCACAACAAACUGUUAAAAGUAAACAUAACGAUGGUCUCGAACGUGUGAAUGAACUAAUUAAGGGCAACAUGCAACGCAGUAGUUUAAUCAGUGAGGGCAUGAACGAAGCACGUACACAGCUCGUCGCUAUAUUUCAACAUAAAGGUCCUAUUACUGAUCUAUUGCAACGCUGUGGUAACAAACGAGCACAGAAAAAGAGAGAUAAAUGAACUGUCGAGCUGAAUAAAUACGUGAAAUCUUUAUAAAUGAACUUUGUUCAAGGAAAGUUCAAAAGGGAGCUAUUUUUAUCUGUGUCACAGAUUCUAUAUAUAGGAAUAAAUAAAUGGUUUUAUAAGUCUAAAAGACAUGACUAUGUCGCUUAUACAUAUAUAUAUAUAUAAUAUGUUUAUAAUUUUAUUAUAUAAAUCUAUAACAUUUUUAUUUUAAUAUAAUACUUCUUACUCCUCUCUA